GGCCGCGCCUCCAGCCUUUAGCGAUCACUACGUCGUCUCUCAACCCUUCUUCCCCGUUUCUCGCCACAUCGCCUCCCCGGCCUCCGAAUCUCACCCGCAAAGCAAUGUCUGCCCACCCAACUCGCUCAGGCAGACACUCUUUACCCCCCUCAGCCCCCUCCGCCGCCCGGGCAUCGACUGCAUCGGCAAGUGGAGGAAGUCAUCUGCGAGACGGUGGAGUGGGCAAUGCAAAGUCGCCCCUCUCGAUUUCGAUCUCGCUUGGUAAUCUGCGCGGGGCGAGUGAAGGGUCGAGGAGCAGCCCGGCGCCUGCUGGGGCUGGAAGCAGUACGGGGGCAAACGGGAGUGGGAGCGCCAGGUCUGCUGCUGCUGGGGGCGUCACGACUCCAGGAACGGGUCCGAAGAAAGACAAGCCAAAGAAAAAGAGGGGAAUGAAGGGGUGGGCGUGGGUUGUAGAGGAUGAGAAUGGGAAUGUGGUGGAUAUACCGGAUGAGGAGGAUGGUCGGGCGGGCAAGGGGAAAAAGGUCGUCGCUGUCAAUGAUGGGGACGCCUCUUCGAGUGGCCCUCCCGUUGGAACUCAGACGCCUGUGGUGAUCGCUGCGACGACCACUGCCGAUACGGUGCUCCAGACGCCCCGGGAAGAGGAAAAGGUGGUGCGCGAAGAGGUGCAGACGCCCAAGAGCCAAGGCAAGUGCUAUAGAAGGGCGUGUGGCAUGUCUGUUGACUGAUGUUCUUUGCCGCGUUCACAGCCUCUAUGGUGCCCCUGGAGGAGGGUGUGCUGGGGAAGCGAGUGCACGAGUCGAGCCCACCCGGCGCAGAGGUGCCCGCCGAGGAUGCCAGCGCAGACAUUCCACCCGUCGAAGAACCCGUCAGCAUCCCCACCGCCACCGAUGCGCAUCGCAGCAAAGUACGACGCAAAGAGUCACCACCUCCUGUCGCCCCACCUCCUGUCGUCGUCACUUCCGCACCCAUCGCCAUCGCCGCUCUCACCCCUGCCGCUCCCCCAACACCGACUGUAUCAAUCACACCCAUCGCCACGCCCUCCACGGCUGCCACCCCUAUCACUGCUCCUUCGGCGCCCAUGAUCACUUCCACCGCACCCACACCAGUGGAUGCCACCACCCCGAACGUCACCGCACCCCCCGGUCAUGUCGCCAAAGCAGCCGCCGUCCGCCGCACCCAGCCAGCCCGCCAGCCUCUGCCCGCGGCCCGCGUCCGAGCGCAACUGACUCGAGAUCGCGAAGCCGUCAGCCGUGCUGGGUCUGCCCAUGUAGUAGACGAUGACGCGCCGCUUGCUGUACCUCCCGCGAGGGCGGGGUUGGCCGACGGAGCGCACGCUAGCCCGAGGGAGCUCGCGUUGAGGGAAGAAAUGGCGUUGUUCCAGGAGGCAAUGUUGAUGAUUGACGAGGCGGAGAAGAACAGGGAGAUGAGCUAUGAGCCUGAAAGAGGGUCGAGGACGAGACGAGGGGGCAGGGAUGGAGACGUGGACGGAACCGAGUCGGACGAUGAUGACUGGGAUAGUGACGUCGGAACUUCUCGCGGUCAUUCUCGAAGAAGGCGCAAAAGGCGCCCACACUCUUCUGGAAAGGCGUCUCCGGCUAGGGCCUCUUCUCGAUCCUUUGAAGAGCAGUGGGACAACAUCCAGACCUAUUAUCGUCACAAAUCAGCAGAGGCGCGAGCGGUCGAAGCUCGAGAACCUCCAGAUCUCAGCAGAUCUCGCGAGCCAGUGGUUGUGGUCGCCACCAAUCCUCGAGAAACCUUUCCAAAGGAUAGAGUUGAGAAGGGAUACGUGAAUGGCUUGUCGGGUAUGACGGAGGAUAUGGAGGCUGAUGCCGAGGGGUUUGUCACGAACGUGAGGUCAAAUCUGACCGCCAUCACCACCUAUUACUUUCCCCAGAAAACAGUAAAGAGGGAUGCGUUUUUGGAGAGGAUCGGGAGAGGCCUGCAGCGCCUGGGAGAAGAGUUGACGGACAAUGGGGACGCGGCGGUGCCACCUUGAAUCUGUAGAAAUGUGUCUUGACUAUCUUGUGUGCUGAAUGGAACGGGAAGGGAGAUUAUCUAUGCCAGCAUUCAAAAGGGAUGAAGUCUUUGCCUUCUGUAACUUGUGUCUUGGGACUGGUGGCAUAACGAGGAUGAUGACGUGAAACGCUGUUGCGAUUAUUCAUGGGUUUAAGCAACGUAUUCAAUGGUGUGCAUGUCAGAUCGGAC
Cryptococcus amylolentus CBS 6039 is the source of this 2205-nucleotide messenger RNA. RefSeq lists its product as hypothetical. The record is from RefSeq and is a predicted model, not a curated record. NCBI's taxonomy places the organism in Eukaryota, Fungi, Basidiomycota, Tremellomycetes, Tremellales, Cryptococcaceae. The transcript has 3 exons. Bases 725 to 1996 code for a protein of 423 amino acids.